Messenger RNA from Charadrius vociferus (killdeer), 3001 nucleotides. RefSeq names its product collagen, type XV, alpha 1 (gene COL15A1). The transcript has 28 exons. The coding region runs from base 1 to 2940 and encodes 979 amino acids. The record is from RefSeq and is a predicted model, not a curated record. NCBI's taxonomy places the organism in Eukaryota, Metazoa, Chordata, Aves, Charadriiformes, Charadriidae.
AUGACUGGAGUUUAUGGGCUGCUGGUAAAAUGCGGGUCAUAUCAGGGUGAAACGCAUCAGAAUCUGGGCAUGACUUGGUUAUUGGCAGAACGAGGCUCAAAAGGACAUCUUGACCUGACGGAGUUAAUAGGAGUUCCUCUUCCUCCUUCCGUCUACUUUGUCACCGGCUAUGGAGGGUUUCCAGCUUACAGCUUUGGUCCAGAUGCUAACAUCGGUCGAUUGACAAGUGCUAUAAUACCAUCACCUUUCUAUACAAAUUUUGCUAUUGUAGUUACAGUGAAACCAAACAGUGAUCGUGGAGGAGUGCUAUUUGCAAUAACAGAUGCCUUCCAGAAAACUAUUUACCUGGGAAUGAGACUUUCACCAGUUGAUGACAGCACCCAGAGAAUAAUUAUGUACUACACAGAGCCUGGUUCCCAUAUCUCCCGAGAGGCUGCUUCAUUUAAAGUGCCAGUGAUGACUAACAGGUGGAAUAGGUUUACAGUGACUGUUCAGGGAAAUGAUGUUGCUUUGUUCAUGGACUGCGAAGAAUAUCAAAAAGUGCAGUUUCAAAGGUCACCUCAAGCCUUGGUAUUUGAAUCUGGCUCUGGGAUAUUUGUUGGUAACGCAGGAGCCACAGGAUUGGAAAAGUUCACGGGCUCAAUUCAACAUCUGACAAUCAAAUCUGACCCAAGGGCUACUGAAGAUCAUUGUGAAGAUGAUGAUCCUUAUGUUUCAGGGGACAUCAGUGGCAAUGGCAGCAUUCAAGAACAUGAAGGUAUUUCUGAGACACAAGAAGUCCUUGCACCUCCUCGUCUUCCCAUAAGGGGCCAGAAAGGUCAGGAAGGAGAGGAUGGACCCACAGGAUCUCCAGGAAAACCAGGGGUAGAAGAUGUGCAGAAAAAAGAUCAUGGAGCUCCUGGAUCUCCAGGGAAACUUGGACAAUAUGUUCAGCCUGGUAAAAAUGGACUUCAGGGGUUGCCAGGACUGAAAGGAAAAGCAGGCCUAAAAGGUGAAAAGGGUGAUCCUGGUGAGGGAUUGCCAGGACCCCCUGGACCACCAGGACCUGCAGGACCAUCUGCUCCUUCCAGAGGAUUUAAUAGACUGGAACCUGAAGAAUCGGGUUCUGGACAUAUUGACAGAGAGACUGAGAUUUUAAGGGGUCUUCCUGGGCCACCAGGCCCUCCAGGACUACCUGGUCUUCCAGGAAAGCCAGCACCCAAUUCAGGUGUAGGACCUCCGGGGUCACCAGGGGAAGAUGGAGCUUCUGGUGAACCAGGCCCUGAAGGUCCUCAAGGUCCUCCUGGUCUUGAUGGAGUGGCUGGCCCACCAGGACAGAAGGGAGAAAAGGGUGCUCAAGGUCUGCCUGGGUCUGUUGGUCCAAAGGGUGAUACUGGAGUCACUGGAUCAAUAGGCCCCAAAGGAGAAGCUGGUGCUGUUGGGUCUCCUGGGAAAGCUGGACCACCAGGACCUCCUGGGCCCCCUGGGCCCCCUGGACCUCCUGGACCCCCAGGACUAAGCUACGGUUUGGGAUUUGAGGGUCCAAAAGGGGAGAAAGGUGACCCAGGACCUCAGGGUGAACCAGGACAGGACGGGAACAGUAUUGUGGGACCACCUGGACCACCAGGACCACCAGGACCAAUCAUAGCAAUACCUGAGCUCCUGCUCAAUGAUACAGAUGGAAGUUUUAACUUUACCAGAAUUAAAGGACUGGUUGGGCCUCCAGGGCCAGAUGGCAAGCCAGGUCUACCAGGAUUUCCUGGCCCUCGGGGACCAAAGGGUGAUACUGGUUUGCCUGGAUCACAAGGACGCAAAGGACAACAGGGUGAAAAGGGAGAACCAGGAGCUAUCAUUGCUGCUGACGGAUCUUUAACUGAAUUAUUAGGAAGAAAAGGGGAGAAGGGAGAAGCUGGAGUGGUGGGACCGGUGGGACCAACGGGACCAAUAGGACCUGCUGGACCUAAAGGAGAACUUGGUUUCCCAGGACGUCCAGGCCGCCCAGGACUGAAUGGACUGAGAGGUGUGAAAGGUGAUCGAGGCGAAGCGUUUAAUGGCCUUCCUGGCUUGCCUGGACCGCCAGGGCCUCCUGGACCUCCAGGACGUAUAGUUUAUAUCAAAGGAGGUGAAAAAGGAGACAAUGGAGUCACUGGUGUAAAAGGGGAAAAAGGAGAACCAAAUGGAGGCUUUUUUCUGACAGGACCUCCUGGACCACCUGGAAGACCAGGAUUAGUUGGACCAAAAGGGGAUUCAGUUGUUGGACCCAGAGGACCUCCAGGGUUACCUGGCCUACCUGGCUUACCAGGUUAUGGAAAAAUUGGACCACCUGGCCCACCUGGCCCACCAGGCCCACCAGGACCCCCUGCAAUAUAUGGCUCAGCAGCCGCAAUGCCUGGGCCACCAGGACCUCCUGGAGAGCCAGGGUCACCUGCAACCAGAAACCUGCUGCAUCUGGUGGCUUUAAACUCGCCAUUUUCUGGUGACAUGCGAGCAGAUUUUCAGUGUUUCCAACAGGCCCAACUAGCAGGUUUGACGUCUACCUACAGAGCCUUCCUCUCAUCACAUUUGCAAGAUCUGGCCACAGUUGUCAGAAAAACAGACAGAUACCAUUUACCAAUAGUCAAUCUUAAGGGAGAAACACUUUUCAAUAACUGGGAAUCUAUAUUUAAUGGAAAUGGUGGACAAUUCAACAUUCAUGUUCCAAUAUACUCCUUUGAUGGGAGGAACGUCAUGACUGACCCAUCUUGGCCUCAAAAAGUAAUAUGGCAUGGUUCAACUGCAAAUGGGAUCCGACUGGUUAGCAACUACUGUGAAGCCUGGCACACAGCUGAUAUGGGAGCUAUGGGACAAGCAUCACCGCUGAAGACGGGGAAACUUCUUGAUCAGAAAGUAUUUAGCUGCAGUAAUCAGUUUAUCGUUCUCUGUAUUGAAAACAGUUUUGUAUCUGAUCCCCAAGGAAAAUAAUUCACCUGAUGCACAUAGGAAUAUUCCAUUUUAUGAUAGAAAAAGCUGACACUGAAAUUUC